Molecule: messenger RNA, 1512 nt
Organism: Helobdella robusta
Lineage: Eukaryota; Metazoa; Annelida; Clitellata; Rhynchobdellida; Glossiphoniidae
Exons: 2
Coding region: 1-1512 (503 amino acids)
Biological process (GO): homophilic cell-cell adhesion
Cellular component (GO): plasma membrane
Molecular function (GO): calcium ion binding
Source: RefSeq, a predicted model, not a curated record
AUGUCGCUGGUGCUGAAGCAGCGACUAGACCGAGAGGAAUGUUCCACUUACACGUUACAAAUCAUCGUCGAGGAUGGCGGGGUCCCGAGUUUCAGCAGCUCAUCACUACUUGUUGUCAAAGUCGAAGAUGCUAACGAUAACUCGCCGGUAUUCACGACUGACAAGUAUCAAGUCCGAAUAUUCGAAAAUACCGACCCCGGUUCAUUAGUCUUGAACGUAUUCGCCACCGAUCCCGAUUUAGGUAGCAACGGUGUAGUUUGGUACAGCUUCAAUGACGAGGUCCACCAAAAUGUUCGGAGUACGUUUAAACUGAACAGCUUAACGGGAGAUGUUACUUUGCAUUCGAAUAUUGAUUACGAAGAACAGUCGGAAUAUUCUUUCGUAAUGGAAGCUUACGACUUCGGAGACGUUCCCAACACGGGCAGUGCAGCUGUUGUCAUCAGCGUCAUUGAUCUCAACGACAACCCACCUGAGAUUAAAAUUAACUAUCUUGACAGCAACAACAAUUUCGCAAGCCUUGAAGAAGUUGACAACUCCGACACAACGGUUUGUUUGGUUACGGUCAACGAUUACGAUGGUACCUCCUUGAACUCCCGGUUCAAUUGCUUCAUAAAUGAUUCGCGCUUCUACAUGCAAGCAAUUUAUUCAGGCGAUACUUUCAUAGUGAAAACGAAUGAGUUCUUUGACAGAGAAGUUGAAUCGAAAAUAACCGUAUCUUAUACUUGCACUGACACAGGAAAUCCUCCUUUAUCGACAACCGAAUACAUCCGAAUCAUAAUUACCGACGUUAAUGACAACCAUCCCGAGAUCAAAUAUUUUUAUAAUAAUAUUAAUGACGACUACGAUUAUAGUCCUUAUGAACCUAACAAACCAGGCGUUCGAAUUGCUUUCAACAAAUCCGACCGAUAUUCAUUUAAUGUUUCGGAACUUGCACCGAUAAACACUUCUUUAAUUACUAUCAUUGCUACAGAUAGAGACGAAGGACAAAAUUCCGCUCUGAAAUACCAAAUAAUCGGUGAUGAUAAUUUAUCCAUGGAGCAACAAACCGUAAUUAUCCGAAAAUCCUUCGAUAGAGAAAAGCAAGAUUUUCACGAAUAUCGAAUCGAAAUAUCGGACCAAGGUGAACCGAUGCAGCUAACAUCUACAAUGUAUAUCUCGAUACUCAUUCAAGACGAAGACGAUAAUUAUCCUAUUUUUGGCUCGACUUUGUACCAUUUCACCAUCCCUGAAAACGAACAAUCAGGCAGCCAUGUAGGAGUUGUUACGGCAAGCGAUGCCGAUGUUUCAGAUGGUUACAAGAAUUUUGUGUACUGUCUUGUCGGCGAACCACAAAAUGAAAACGCGAAGUAUGGAAACUUUACAGAAAAUGUUAGCAAGAGAGUCUAUAACAAGAAUGAUGACGGGCAUAGAAAUGAUUACAAACUUUUUGGCGUCAACCCAAAAACUGGAGAAAUAAAGACAAAAAUAUCUUUUGAUCGUGAGGUGAGUGAAUUUGAAGGCCUGAGUGUUUAA